Molecule: messenger RNA, 7904 nt
Organism: Paramisgurnus dabryanus
Lineage: Eukaryota; Metazoa; Chordata; Actinopteri; Cypriniformes; Cobitidae
Gene: arhgap21a
Product: Rho GTPase activating protein 21a
Biological process (GO): signal transduction
Molecular function (GO): protein binding; phospholipid binding
Source: RefSeq, a predicted model, not a curated record
GGAACAUGGAAAGUUAAAGCGAAAAUGACCAGAGAGGAAAUUUCAGCGCAUGCAGAUGUGUGCGCAUGCGGUACGCGAGUUUAGUCUCUGACGGUCUCUUUCCCUGGUUCACUCUCUCCCCGAGUCUCAAUGGAAACCUCAUGCAUGUCCGCUCUCCCAUCCCACUCUAAAAGAGAGAGAGGAAGGGAACACUGAGGAAAGUAUCGCAACAUCAGAAGAUCAGCAGAGGACUGCGGAGAGAGAACACAGACCAGCGGGCUUUGCCAUGCUAACCAAGAGGAAUGGGGCAUGUGUCGGCUGCGCUCUACCUAAUAAGGAUAGCUCGGAUCAGGUGGACAGUGUGGAUUGUACCUGCCCGAUAGGAGACUGUUCCUGGGAUUGUCUAGCAGGGGUAAAUGGAUGUUUAUCAGACACGUCCUGUCUUUGGUUCCAGCUCCUGGCCAGGGCAUACUGGGGGGAUGUGGAUUUGGGGCUUCGGGAAGCCCAAAAGGGUGUCUCCUGGCGUAGACGUAGGAAGUCAUCUCAGAGGAACUGUAUGCGGUCUUGGGCCAAGCAGAAAGAUGGAUAUGAGCGCAGUGAGACCUCCGCUCUGUCUCCGGCCGCUGAUGAGGAGCCCUUCUCAUGGCCGGGACCUAAAACACUGUGUCUACACCGCACAUCUCAAGGCUUUGGGUUUACUCUUCGCCAUUUCAUCGUAUACCCACCAGAGUCUGCCAUGCAGUCUUCUUAUAAGGAUGAAGACAAUAGCAGCAGAGGGAGACAGAGGAAUAGACUGGAGCCAAUGGAUACCAUUUUUGUCAAGCAGGUAAAAGAAGGAGGCCCCGCCCAUGGAGCUGGACUCUGCACAGGGGACCGCAUUGUAAAAGUCAACGGAGAAAGUAUCAUCGGAAAGACGUAUUCCCAAGUAAUCUCCCUGAUCCAAAACAGUGAUACAUCUCUUGAGCUCUGUGUAAUGCCAAAAGAUGAAGAUGUUUUACAGCUGAUCUCCAGGGAUAUCACAGCUCUGGCCUAUUCUCAAGAUGCUUACCUCAAAGGAAACAAAGCAUAUAGUGGAAAUGCCCAGAACAUCCCAGAGCCUCCCCCAAUAUGUUACCCACAAAUUGAGUCCAAUGCCUUGGCCCCGGCGCAGUUGCCAGAGCCUUUCCACGCAGCAGAUGCCUCAUAUGGAACAGGACAAGGAGCUAAUCGAUGCUCCAAGGCUGACUUAGGUUACAGUGUGGAUAUAACUGUACCUCCCCCUAACCCACCCAAAACCUCUCAGGACCCGAAGACCCAAACUGUUGUGCAUGUAUUUAACGAGAGUAUGAGGACAAUGGUUUUGUCACCCGAAUGCACAGAACGGACUUCACAUAUAACCUGGGCUUCUCCUAGCCACAGGACAGAGGAGAACCGGUACGUUGCUUCAACAGACUUAGACUUUACCGAGUCCAGAGCCCAAAUGACCUCAUCUCCAACUGGGACAACACAAUCUCAGCAAGUACAUAAUAAAACUACAGAGCCCAGUAGGUUCUCCAGCACAACCCAUAUGACUGCACAGACUUGCAUGGACAAUACUCCUGCAGCUUUCCACAAACAGACUCUGACUACAACAACAGAAACCAUCCCAUCAGCCACCUCUCCCACCCCAUACACACCGUCCCCUCCACCAAACACCCCUUCCCCCGGUUCCCCUCACCAAAACAUUGACUGGAGAAACUACACAACCUACAAGGAGUACAUUGACAACAAACGGCUUUAUAUGUAUGGUUGCCGGACCAUUCAGGAACGGUUAGACAGUCUGCGAGCCGCAACUCCAUCCAGUACAGGAGAUUACAACAAACAGAAAAGUGCUUCUACAACAGCUACUCCCUCACGAGGUUUUUCUGGAUCACAGCUCAGACGUAGGAGUGCCUCACAUGAUCGUAGUUAUCAGGGACCCAGCUUGCAGCCACUGCGUAGCACCUCUCAGGAGAGGCUUGGGGGUGUCGAAGGGGCUGCUCUAGCACGCAAUUGGUCUCGCAGUGCUUCCCAGGAUGCCAUUCCUUCAGCACCCACAGGUGUCUCUAAACCUAGAGCGUAUUCUUGCGACUUUUUGGGCAAACAGAAUGACAGUGAGUUGUCCAUGUCGGACAGGCUGACAUGCUGCCAAAAUGAGACGGAAGAGAAGUUGUUCAUGCGUAGAGGGGACGACGCAAGAGCCAGCAGACACGUACGCAUGGUGCCCCAGCCUGCCAGAGGGAUCCUCAGUCCAGAUAAGCGAGGGGGCAGCUACCCAGGGUUACCAGUUACCCCUCUUUUCAGUAGAGGUACAGAGUCAUCGCUCAGCUACAGAGCUGAAAGCCUUGGUAACACUGCUUAUCCUCUAAAUAGACCGACACUGCUGCCUGCGAAAAAUUAUGUUCCAGAUCCUUCCACUGCUGCUGCUUCUUACAUAGCCUCUGCCCUGGCCUCAAUACAAGGCCACAUUAGUAGCUCCAACUCUAUCACAGACCAAAGAACACCUCCCACUGCCAACCACCUGUCCCACAAUGCAAAGCAUUUAAUGCCCAGGGGGCGGGCUGACAGCCUUCAGGAGCCAUUUAGAGAGGUAGCUCGUGGAGGACGCUCUUCCUCCUGUUCUGCCGUCUCUAAACCACAUCGAACAAAUCAGGGUGGAGCCAAGCCCAUAUUGACAAGUAAUGGUACAGCUCCUCAGCCACCCAAGCUUAAAGUUUCACGACCCCAUGACAAGGACUUAAAGGGUAUUGAGGGUCCAGAUGCAACUGUAGUAGUGGUUCGUAGGGAAAAGUCUGGAUCUCAACCCAUUCGCCCCGCUUCCUACAUUCUAGCAGUUAACGAAACUGAGGGAGGGGCGGUUCCACCUGCCGACUCCAACAUAUGCUGGCUGACAAAUGACACACGGCCCAAAAUGCAAAUGAGGAAACUAGGUGACCAGUGCAAAGCCUCCUUCUCCAUCAACCUCGAAGACUCUUUGGACUCCAUCCCCUUCAUCGACGAGCCCUCAAUCUCCAGUAAUGACCACGACACCACACACAUUCCUGCAUCCGCCGUGAUUUCCAGUACGCCUGUAAUCACCACCAUCCCACCCAGUCCCACUUCCCCAUGCCGCAUAAUACGCCGCCAGUUUUCCCAUGACCACGAUUCUUUACGAGUCACAGUUCUGGAAUCAGACUCCAGUGCUAAAUCAGAGCGCUCCAAAUCUUUUGAUGAAGGCCUGGAUGACUAUAGAGAAGAGGAGAGAGGAAGGUCCAUUAAACACACCCAUGGAUUCAAGGGCCUUAGAAAGGCUAUUGAUAAAUCCUCUGAGGACUCAGGCUCUAGCUCCAGAAGAGACUCAACGUCAGAUGUCUUCGCUGAUGCAACAAAGGAGGGGCCGCUUCAUUUCCGACAGCUAAACUCCGAUAAGGGCAAGCGUGUUGGCAGUGGCGUGCGACCAUGGAAGAACAUCUACGCUGUGCUUCGUGGCCACUGCCUCUAUCUGUUCAAGGACAAGAAGGAUGGACAAAACUCCCUGACAGAGGAUGAGCCUCUUACAAUCAGCAUCAAAGCCUGUUUGAUUGACAUUUCUUACAGCGAUACAAAGCGCAAGAACGUCCUGCGGCUGACCACGUCAGACUGCGAGUACCUGUUCCAGGCCGAGGACCGCGAGGAGAUGCUGUCCUGGAUCCGAGUCAUUCAGGAGAACAGCAACUUGGAUGAAGAGAAUGCAACCGUUACUAGCACAGACCUCAUCAACCGAAAAAUAAAGGAGUACAACACGCUAAUGAGUCCUACCAGCAGUAGGACAGAUGUGUCUCCAAAAGCCUCCCGUCAGUCUCUGAGCUUCAGGCAGACACUUUUGGGCAGCAAGGGGGAGAAUAAAGCCACAAGCCCUCAUUCACCAAACAAGGACCAUGACAGAAAAGCAGUGCAUAAAGAUGAAACGAGUCCACCCAAGGAUAAGGGCAUGUGGAGGAAGGGCAUCCCUGGACUGAUGAGAAAGCCAUUUGAGAAGAAACCAUCUCCUGGAGUCACAUUCGGAGUAAGACUAGACGACUGUCCUCCAGCUCAAACCAACAGAUUUGUUCCUCUGAUAGUGGAAGUGUGCUGUAAGCUGGUAGAAGAACGUGGACUGGAAUACACGGGCAUUUACAGGGUCCCGGGAAAUAACUCGGCCAUCUCCAUAAUGCAGGAAGAGCUCAACAACAAGGGCAUGGGGGACAUUGAUAUUGAGGAUGAUAAAUGGAAGGACUUAAAUGUGAUCAGCAGUUUACUCAAAUCCUUCUUCAGGAAACUUCCCGAACCUCUCUUCACUAAUGAAAAGUAUGCUGAGUUUAUUGAUGGCAACAGAAUAGAGGAUCCUGUGGAGAGACUGAAAGUACUCAAGAGACUGCUCCACGAGUUGCCUGAUCAUCAUUACGAAACACUGAAGUUCCUCUCUGCACAUCUCAAGACAGUAGCUGAAAAUUCAGAAAAGAACAAGAUGGAGCCGAGGAAUCUGGCUAUUGUGUUUGGACCAACGCUGGUGAGGACAUCAGAAGACAACAUGACUCACAUGGUAACACAUAUGCCAGACCAGUACAAGAUCGUGGAAACCCUCAUUCAGCAUUAUGACUGGUUCUUCACUGAGGAAGGUGACCAGGAACCAACGACUACGGUCCAGGAGGAAAGCACUGUGGAGUCUCAACCCGUCCCCAACAUCGACCACCUGUUGACCAACAUUGGCCGGACCGGCACAUCUCCAGGGGAAGUUUCAGAUUCACCAACCAGUGACUCUGCUAAAUCCAAGGGUUCCUGGGGCUCAGGGAAGGAUCACUGCAGCCGCGAGUUCCUGCAGCCUCGAGUCUCCUCCAUCUUUGCUGCAGCCAACCACAGACGAAGGAAGCACAAGAUAAAGUUGCAGCCCAGCAGCUCUGAAGACGACCUUGAUACCAUCUUCACCAAGAAAGAUAGCGCAACUGAAAAGCAGAACCAACAAAACAAAGAAAAGGUUUCCAGCCCAGACCAGAAAUCACAGAAGAAGAAUGGCAUUGGUGCAGAGUCCACCCCAAAGAACAGGGAGCACAGAAACUCUUUCUUUAUGAAGACCUCACCCAAGCUCUCAUGUUCACCUGGUUUUAACCGGCAGACCUCUUGCCCUGCUAAAUCCUUCUUCUCUGAUCGUUCCUCACAAUUAGAUGAGACAACUUCAGACUUGGGCACUAUGAGUUCUGGAGCUUCUGUUCCCAGGACCAGACCUCGGAAAUGGUGCUCAGCGAUGUCAGCGUCCCCUGAUCUGUUACUGGUUCCUGGAGGGGCUUCAGUGACUGCAGAGGUGAGCUCUAUUACCUCAGACUACUCAACUACAUCCUCCAAUGCAUUUCUGACGGGACCGGAGUCCGUUGCUCUAAGCCCAGAGGUGCAGUCUGUGACAGAAAGCCGGGGAGGGGACGAAGCAGAUGAUGAGCGAAGUGAACUCAUUAGCGAGGGAAGGCCAAUGGAGACGGACAGCGAGAGCGAUUUCCCUGUGUUUAGUCUUGGCACCGCUGCCCGAGACAUACCAGCCACAAAAGACAAUGCCAACACCACUCCCAGUCUAGACAGCCGGCACUUGUUACAUUCUCAUAAGAUGAUAGAAUCCGACAGUUUAUCAAGGCGGCGGUCUGUCAGACAGAAGACUGACAGUGAUUCAUCGGUUGAGACCGGGGCAGCCAUUGGGGGUCAAGGGACGAAGAAUGAAUCAAACCGACUGUCUCGGGUUCUAGAGGUGAUGAGGAGAGGCCGAUCCACUGGUAGUCUCAGUGCCUCAUUCCGCAAUGAAUCAGACCGUGCCGAGCCAGCGUGGCACCUUAAAAUCACAGAGAGGCUCAAGUUACGUCUGCGCGGCUCUGCUGACGACAUGUUUGGGGUUGGCACACAGAAGAGCCGAUCCACAAAAAAGAAAAGGGGUAUCAGGCGGCGACAUACUAUGGGUGGUCAGCGUGAUUUUGCUGAACUUGAUGUCAUUCAUGACUGGAGGGAACAGGGUGGGGUGGACCAAGGUGCCGAACUGUCUGCCGUGGAGGGCCUUAAGUCCAAGUGCGACUCUCAGGACUUCUCUAUCAGGAACUGGAUUGCAUGCGAGCACCGUCGGGCGGGGGACUCCCAGAUCAGUGUGGAACCGGAAGGUCGAGUUGGAUCAGAUGAGGCAGAAGUGGUGGAGAACCAAAGAGGAAGCACAGAAGAGCUGACUUCUGCCUCUUCGUGUCCCCAGUCCGGCUCAGAGCAAGUGAACGGAGGUACGUUACAGGGCAAAACCAGAAACAACCCAAAUCCUGGAGCUGAUGCCCAUCCGCACAAACUUUCAGGAGCCCAAGUGGUGCGCUCACGUUUUUACCAGUAUCUUUGAAAGUAAAAGAUCAUCUGCAUGUGUAAGCGUGAAUGUAUGCAUCAAGUGAAUGAAUGAGCUGAGAGUUAUGGUUACUUCACCUUGUUUUCCACACCUCUUCACUUUUUUUUACAAAGCAUCUAUAAAUAUGAAAAUAUAUUAUAAAUAUAAAUUGUAUAUAUCUAUAUGUAUAGGCUUAUAUGAAACGUAACUGGAGUAAUUUUAAUAAUUUGGUGUUAUGUUUUUGGAGUACUGGAUCUGUAUUGAACAGUUCAUAAUAUGUAAUGAUAACAGUGAAGUGGUUUGGCAUUUCGAGGCUGUAAAAACCUCCGCUGCGACAGCACAAUUUUUCUGACUUGGACAGAAAGGCAUUUGUGAAACUGUUACUGAAGGAUACUAAUAUUAAAGAAGGAAUCUCUUCCAAGGUUAUGAUGACAGUAAAAACUCUUACUCAUAUGAAGAAUGUAAUAUGCUUGCUGUUAUAUUGACUAACACAUUAAUUGCUUGUCGCAGUUUUUAAAAGUGUAAAUAAUGUCUGUACUUGAAUGAUUAUUUUUAUUUGAAAUGUGAGCCCUAAUGGGGCUGUUUUCUGUGCUGUGCCCUGUGGAAAUUUCUUUUACAGUGCAUCUCAACAGCCAGACAUAAACGUGGAUGUUUUAUAUAUUUCUACAGGAUUGUGAAAGUAAGUGCUAAUAUGAAAGCACCAGAGCUCGAGCAUCUGUUACGGUACCAGGCUUGCCGGUACUGUGAUGUUAACCCUUUCAAUGCAAAUUACAAACUAACAGCAAAUAAGUUGAAAUUACUAUUCUGUUUUCACACAAAAAAGUGCCUCAUAACUGGUUCUGAUGACAGGAAAGGUGCCAUUUGUUCAAUGUGUCAUUUGUUCACGUGGAAUAUGUAUUGUGAAUGACUUGUUUUCAGAAAGGUAAAAAAAGAAAAAUAAAUUUUUAUACAAAAUGAUGCAAAAGCGGACACAGAGCUUCCACUACUUCAUCAGUCUCGUCUUAAGUCAUUUUAUGCUCGUUUUAUCAAGGUAAUAACUCACAUUUGUGUUGUGUUUUUGUGUGUCACCUUCUGUCAACACAAGAAAAAAUCUAUACCUUUUCAGAGUUGACCGGUGAAGUAGCCAGCAUGAGAAGUGGUUCCUCAGAAGAGUACAGUAUGCAUGACAUCCACAUUACGGCUGUAUGCACAUAUGUGUUACUCCCAACUGAAAGAGAAAAACACUGGAAAUAAAUGAUCUUCUUUUUCAGUCUCUUUUAUUGUCAUUGAACAAAAGUCUAAUAAUAAAUGUUCGCUGAGAUAAAGCAAAUUAAAUCUGGCUGGUCUUGCGACCACAUCGGCCCCAUGUAGAAUGAUCGAUGUUGAAUUAAACAACUUUUAUCAGGCUACUUAUUUGAGUCUUAGCUCAUGUACUUUUUAAUCAAAAGUGCUAUAUUUGCUUCUUUACUGUACAUGUAAAACUCAUUAAAGAGUUCAUUAAAUAAUUUGAAUUAAGAGUGCUCAUGUUGUUCAUAAUCUAAACAGUAGAGGGCAUUGUGCCAUAAAUCAUGGUUACAUUUAGUAAUAGUCACAGUUUGUACAUUUAAAGUCGCCAUGA